AUGAAUGUAUAUGUGGAUCACUAUAAUGAACCUAUCUUCGACUGGAUUGAAGCUGAGGAAAGUGAAAGUGAAAACGAAGACUUAGAUGAAGAUGAGGAUUCAGUUAUUCAAGAUUCAUAUUCUGUUGAUCAUGAAGAAGAUGAUGCUACCUAUCCAUUUCCAGCAAACAAAACUGUACAUGAUAGAUUUUUAAACAUCCUUUGUGAACCUAUAGAGAGUGAAAAUCAAGAUGAUGAAUACGUGCCACCCCAAUACCCUGUGUAUGAUGAGAGACAACCAUGGGAUCAUAUGAAACCAAUUAUAGGUAUGCGAUUUUCUAACCCUACUGAGCUUAAACAUAUGUUAAGCAAUUAUGCAGUUGCUAAUGGGUCAAAUCCUGGGUCUACUGUGAGAUUGGAUGUAGACAUUAUGCCAGAUUCCACAACUUUGUUUUCCAAGUUUUAUUUGUGUUUCAAAGCUGUAAGGGAUGGUUGGUUAGAAGGGUGCAGGCCUGGGUUAUUACAAGCAGUUAAGGAAAGAUGUCCAAAAGCUGAACAUAGGCAAUGUGCUAGACACAUUGUGGCCAAUUUUAAUAAAAGGUUUACUGAUCAAGCAUACUUAAAGUUAUUUUGGAGGGCUGUAAGGGCUAGUACUGUGGAGAAGUUUAGAGGUGUAAUGGAGCAGAUCAAAUCUAUUGAUACUCAUGCUUAUGAUUACCUUAUAGAUAGAGAUCCUACUACCUGGUCUAAGGCAUUCUUUCAAGAAGGAAGAGAUUGUGAUGUUGUGGAGAAUGGGGAGAUUAGGUUAUUUGUGAUGGAAAGGAUAUACACUCAGAAAGUUGAAGGAAUGGAAUGGGAUUUGCUUAUAUGCCCAACUAUUAGGAAGUGUAUAGAAGAGCUGAAGGUUAAACAAAGAUUGUGGGGAGUUACUCCUUGUGGUUAUCAAAAGUAUGAGGUUAGAUUCACUGAUGUUGCAUAUGGAGUGGAUCUAAUUGCAAAGAAGUGUGCCUGUAGAAUAUGGCAACUUACAGGGAUACCAUUCUUACAUGGAGUGGCAACAAUCUCUUACUUAAAUCAUGAUGCAGAGACAUAUGUGUCCCAAACAUACACUACUGAGGCUUACCUAGAAUGCUACAAAUAUAGCAUUAAUCCUCUCAAUAGUAGUGAUAUGUGGCCAGAUGUUCCAUACCAUAAGCCUUUGUCUCCCAAAAGAAGAAGAUUACCUGGUAGGCCAUCAGUGAAAAGGAAGAGGGAUGCAAUUGAACGAGAGUUAACUAGACCAAGUAGACAAACUGUCUCAAGAAGGGGAAGCAUGAUAAAGUGUGGUAUUUGUAAGGAACCAGGUCACAACAAGAAAAAGUGUCCAUCUAACCAGCAAAGCAAUACAUCAGUACCAAGUUCAUCCAGGGGCAAUGGAGCAGACCCAAGUUUAUCCAGGGGAAAUGAAGGACCACCACCUACAACCCAACCACCACCACCACCACCACCUGCAGCCCAACCACCACCACCACCACCACCACCACCUGUAGCCCAACAACCUCCUCCACCACCACCUGUAGUCCAACCACCUCCACCACCACCACCUGCAGCCCAACAACCUCCUCCACCACCACCUGCAGUCCCCAUGCCAAGAAGAAGGGUCUUAGUUAGUAGAAGUGGAAGGAUGAAAUAUUCUGAACGGAUCAUCAAACAAGCAUUAAGGAGGCAGAUACCUGGGGUUGGGAGCAAUGCAGAUAACCCUUCAGUUAUUGAUUAA
Messenger RNA from Lactuca saligna, 1734 nucleotides. Lineage: Eukaryota; Viridiplantae; Streptophyta; Magnoliopsida; Asterales; Asteraceae. The record is from the annotation of a GenBank genome assembly.